Molecule: messenger RNA, 1382 nt
Organism: Aricia agestis (brown argus)
Lineage: Eukaryota; Metazoa; Arthropoda; Insecta; Lepidoptera; Lycaenidae
Gene: Snx3
Product: sorting nexin-12
Exons: 4
Coding region: 13-591 (192 amino acids)
Biological process (GO): late endosome to Golgi transport; endocytic recycling
Cellular component (GO): retromer complex; early endosome membrane
Molecular function (GO): phosphatidylinositol-3-phosphate binding
Source: RefSeq, a predicted model, not a curated record
AGUCAUCAGUGCAUGUCAAAAUUAUUUUAUUUCCAUUUGUUACUGGCAGUGUUUUAUAAACUUUGUGAUUGUUUGUCGAAAUAUAUCGUAAUGAUGGCUGAGGAUACGACGGCCGACGCGACAAGACGACUAAACGUUAAGAAACAAACGCUGGACGAUGCGUACGCCGCGCCGGCUAACUUCUUAGAAAUCGACGUGGUAAACCCAGUCACAACCAUGGGAGUUGGUAAAAAACGCUACACCGAUUACGAAGUUCGCAUGAGGACCAAUCUUCCUGUAUUUAAAGUAAAAGAAUCGAGCGUCAGACGGCGAUAUAGUGAUUUCGAAUGGCUCAGAAACGAACUAGAGAGAGACAGUAAGAUUGUAGUACCCCCACUGCCCGGAAAGGCCCUGAAAAGGCAACUCCCUUUCCGAGGAGAUGAUGGUAUUUUUGAAGAGGAAUUCAUUGAAGACCGUAGAAAAGGUUUGGAAGUAUUCAUCAACAAAAUUGCAGGCCAUCCUCUAGCUCAGAACGAGAGAUGUCUUCACAUGUUCCUACAAGAGUCAGUCAUCGAUAAAAACUACGUCCCGGGCAAGAUACGGAACACAUAACCAUCUCAACACUUCGAACUUUAAGGCUACUCUCAUGCUCGCCUCGGAUCGGCAGGACCGUAAUAUUGUUUUAUAUUUAUAUAUAGACACGUGCCUAACAUACUAUAUAGUACAAUAUAUGAACCAGUAAUUUCAUUUUCUAUGAAUGCGGCGAGACGAGUGAGAGUCAUUUUAAAGUUCCCGUCCUUAACAGAUAGCAAUCGAAGCGAUAAAUAUAUUUUAAAUGGUAUCACAGUAAAGAAAUACAUUUAUAUGCACUUCAUUCCACAGGUAAUUAUUGUAAAUGUCGAAAUUGUCUUGUCAUUGUCGAAAAAGUGUUAGAUGUUUACAUAAUGUUAAUGGAGAAUAAAAUAAAAUAUUAAUGUAUGAUCAAUAGCAUUCGGUUUCAGCAUCAAAGCGAUCAUGGUUUUUAGUGUCGUAAAGAGUGUUGCUAUAAUCUCAUUGUUUUAAAAAUGUAGGGAGAAUCAGGUGUAUUUAUUACAUGUUACUUCGUUAGGUUUAAGGGUGCUUUGGCGACAAAGUUGCAACACCGUUUGCUAUGGCACGGAGAUAAUAAUAUAUUGGCAUAUUUUAGAUCAAAUACCCAAAAAUUGUUAUAUAAAAUUGUGAACAAUAAAUUGGUGUUGUCAUUAUUGUUUAGUGGUGCAACACAUGCAGUUAGUUAGAUUUAAUUAGCCUUAGUUGAUUAUAUGCAAUUUGUUAGCGGUAUCAAUUUGUGGACACUUGUGACAUCGGUCAGUGUAAUAUCACUUAUAAAUUAUACAUAUUCCUUAAUAAAACUAUUAAGUUAA